Solanum dulcamara is the source of this 1672-nucleotide messenger RNA. RefSeq names its product putative Peroxidase 48. The transcript is spliced from 9 exons. Bases 1 to 1524 code for a protein of 507 amino acids. Gene Ontology annotation, biological process: response to oxidative stress; hydrogen peroxide catabolic process. Gene Ontology annotation, molecular function: heme binding; peroxidase activity. Lineage: Eukaryota; Viridiplantae; Streptophyta; Magnoliopsida; Solanales; Solanaceae. Gene Ontology annotation, cellular component: plasmodesma; plant-type cell wall. The record is from RefSeq and is a predicted model, not a curated record.
AUGGUGGUGGCGGAAUUCGGAAUUGCCUUUGCAGCAUUAAGAUGCAUGAAGGUUUUAGCUGGAUCCAGUUUUCUCAGUUUUGAGUUUGGGGACACAGAUAAAAACACAUAUAUUGUUAUUCUCGCUAGUUUCAGCAGAGCAUCACUUCUGUCUCUGCUUGUUGAUUUCGGAGAACUUUUCUAUGUAUAUUUACCUGUAAUUAUAUCCAUCUGUGGUUGUGAUGCAUCUGUUCUGCUAGCUGAUAGAACUGAGAAUGGGACAGGUUUACCUGAUCCAACAAUUCCUGCCGACUUUCUUGAAGAGCUGAAGCGGAAGUGUCCAGACGACAGCAACACCAUCAACUUUAUGUUCAAUGAACAUAGAGCUAGGGGUCUGAGCGAGUCUGCUAUAUCAAUUGAAACUUCAGUAGAUAAUCACUACUACAAUACUUUGAUGAGAGGAAGAGGGCUGCUGUUUGCUGAUCAACAGUUGAUGGCUAAUGAAAAGACUGCUGCAGCAGUGACAGAUUACGCUUUUGAUGAUGGGAGUAUAUUUAGGACACAGUUUGCUCAUGCCAUGGGUAAAAUGUCCAAUUUUGGUGCUCUUACUGGAACCAAAGGAGAGCAUGAGGCAGACGGCAUUAGGGUGGUGGCGGAAUUCGGAAUUGCCGUUGCAGCAUUAAGAUUUCCUUUGGUAAUAGAAAAAGGAUGGAAUGUGAUUACUUCUGAAAAGGCAGAGGGUUGUGAUGCAUCUGUUCUGCUAGCUGAUAGAAAUGAGAAUGGGACUGUUGAACGUGAGGCCAUCCCGAACAUGACGCUGAAAGGCUUCAACUUCAUUGACACGAUAAAGGAUGAAAUUGAGGAGGCAUGCCCUGGGAUUGUCUCUUGUUCUGAUAUCCUUGUUCUAGCAACAAGAGACGGCAUAGUUUUGGCUGGUGGACCAUAUUUUCCUGUGCUUACGGGGAGAAGGGACAGUAAGGAGUCAUUCUUUGAUGAAGCCAUAGCUGAAAUUCCACGGCCAAAUGGGAAUAUCAGUGAAACUCUUAGGCUAUUUUCGCUCAGAGGAUUUGAUGAGAGGGAAACAGUGGCCCUCCUUGGAGGACAUAACAUUGGGAGGAUUGGUUGUGAAUUCAUUCGGCCUAGGCUCAGUAAUUUCACGGGGACAGGUUUACCUGAUCCAACAAUUCCUGCUGACUUUCUUGAAGAGUUGAAGCGGAAGUGUCCAGACGACAACAACACCAUCAGCAAUAUGUUCAAUGAACAUACAGCUAGGGGUCUGAGUGAGUCUGCUAUAUCAAUUGCGGCUUCAUUUGAUAAUCACUACUACAAGACUUUGAUGAGAGGAAGAGGGUUGCUGUUUGCUGAUCAACAGUUGAUGGCUAAUGAAAAGACUGCAGCAGCAGUGACAGAUUACUCUUUUGACGAUGGGACUGUAUUUAGGACAGAGUUCGCUCACGCCAUGGCUAAAAUGUCAAAUAUUGGUGUUCUUACUGGAUCCAAAGGAGAAGUUCGGCACAGUUGCUCCCGUCUCAAUUCUGAUCAAUGAGUGGAGACUAGUUAAUUCUUCAUGAUUUCUCCUAGUGUUAGAUUUAGGGGAAUCUUGGAUGGCACACACACAGUGAAUUGUUUGUUUUGGAUGGCUUAUGAUCUAGCUACAAUCAUUAUCUGAUUUAACAAAGUUUCUCAUUCGUGCA